Suhomyces tanzawaensis NRRL Y-17324 is the source of this 2679-nucleotide messenger RNA. Its product is annotated as Arf family guanine nucleotide exchange factor. The record is from RefSeq and is a predicted model, not a curated record. Gene Ontology annotation, biological process: regulation of ARF protein signal transduction. NCBI's taxonomy places the organism in Eukaryota, Fungi, Ascomycota, Pichiomycetes, Serinales, Debaryomycetaceae. The annotation marks the transcript as partial. Gene Ontology annotation, molecular function: guanyl-nucleotide exchange factor activity. The transcript has 3 exons.
UACCUCGACAUCGCCAACAAGCUCUUCCAGGAGGAAUUCGUCUCGAUCCAGCCUGAGGAGUACACCCAGUUCUUGGCUGCUGGCGACGAGGAAAGCACCAAGAUCAGAUCCCACUAUAUGAACCUCUUCGACUGGGACGCAAACCUCCUCAAGUCCACCAGAAUGUUGUGUGCCAAGUUGUACUUGAAGGGUGAGUCGCAGGAGAUCGAUAGAAUCUUAUCGUCUUUCACAAAAUCAUACAUCAAACAGCACCCUCAAAACGUGUUUUGUACCCGCAAUUUCGAGAAAAUCUACAUCAUCAUCUACUCGUUGAUCUUGUUGAACACUGCGUUGCACAACUCGGAAUUGAACAAGAAAUCAAAGAUCUCCCAACCGGACUAUAUCAAAAACACAUUCACGACCUUCAUCCAACAAAACCCCAAGAGCUCCAAGAAGUUGUCCAUCAAGCAACGAAUCAUCAUUGAAAGAGAAUUGAGCAACUUCUACGAAGAAUUGUCGAAAAAUGAAUUGCAUUUGAAACAGUCCGAGGAGGAGUCAAAUGAAGCUGCGGCCACCACCAGCUCCCGUCUCUCGACUCCAGAUGCCUCUGAGUCCUCUUCGAAUGGCCAGGAUUCUGAAUUGCCUCUCUUAUCAAGGCAAGUCUCCAAUUCUUCAAUCUGGUCCACCGAUAGUGCCAACAGAAGAAGCUCUCUUGCAAUGAAGCGCAUGUCUUCUGCUACUUCUGCUGUUUCACAAUAUACAGUCACCAACAACAACUCGGGCUCGAAUGGCAAGUCCAACAGAGUUGGUUUCACCAGAGCCUUGGCUUCUGAUCUGAACCAAAAGUUCUACAAAAAUGGUAAUAGUUCCAGAACCUCGAACGUGUCUACUGCACCAUUCACCAUCAGAAACCGCCAAUCAUUGGACUAUUUGAGGGGUGCCCCAACCACCAGUUUACAAACCCAGAACUCGAAGCAGGCUACACCAACCAAUGUGCAUGGAAAUUUACACAAGAGAGCUUCGAGAUCUUCAAUCAUCUCUAAGGAGUCAACCAAUUCCGUUAAUGGGGAUGAUACUAUGUCGGUUCUUUCCCUUGAUACUGUCAAUCUCAAUAACUUGGAUCUUGGCGAUGACUUUGAUCUUCAAGCCUCUUCGCAACGCCAGCAAUUGGAAGAUUUCAAUGUUGACGACUACCAAGAUCAGUAUGAUUUGACUUUGGAGUUGCAGGGCUCUCCUUAUUUGAAGGAAGGAUUGUUAAAGUUAAGGAUCAUGAACAACGAUCAACAAGACACCACCUCAAGUGACUUGUCCAACGGUGUAUCAUCAUCUGCCACCUCAACUACUUCCCACAAUUCGACCGGCAGCAGAUUCCUCUCCUUCUUCAGUAGAGCUGCUAACAAUACUAACACCCAACCAAACAAGCCAAGUUCUACUGUGGGAACCUCAACAAACCUUUUGGCCAAUAAGCUAACUGAAAACUUUGUAGUGGUGUCCAAAGGUGAAUUAUCUUUAUACUCAUUUGACCAAAAGAUUAUUAAGAAACAUCAGCAAAAGAUAAGAAAGUACAAGCAAAAGCAAUUGGUCGUCAUCACCGAGCUUGAUGAAGAUGAAGAUGAUGAAGACCAAGAGAACAUUGGUGAUGGUAACUGGUUGAAAAAUGCAGUCAAAAUUGGGAAUUACAAUUUAUGCUCCACCUUUGCUCAGAUUGAAAACCAGUCUAACUCUACCAAAAAGGCAAUCUUAUGGUCGUUGGUCUUCCCAAAAACUUCUAAGAAGCCAGCCAAGAAGUUCAUUUUUGAAGCAGGAACCAUGGAAAUUGCCUUGGAAUUUGUCAACACUUGUAACUUCUGGGCCGCUAAGAUUACCGCUAUCCCAACUUUAGAAGAAAGUGUCUCAUCCAUUGAGUAUGGAUGGACUAACUUAGAGGGAAUCAUUGCAAAGAAAGACCAAUUUAAGAAAAUGAAGCACAUUAUGAAGUGGGAACAGUUACCUAAAGGUAUCUAUCUCAGUAACUAUAUCGUGGCUAACCUUGAAUCAGACACCGAGGCAAACCACGAAGGUAUGAUGAAACAGUUUGUUAAAACUUUGACUUACUAUAAUCAUUUAAAGAAGUUGUACCAUGAAUUCACCAAGGACAAGUUAACUUUCCUGAAGAGCUUGCCAAUGAAGCAGUACAAUUGUUCCAACUAUUCUAAGAUUACCAGCAACUACAAUGCCAAGGUACACGAAUAUAAGGGAGAAUUGACCAAAUAUAAGAACUACUUAAUCAUUCUUGGUUUCGGCUUGCAAUUGAGAUUUGACUUGGAAGAUCAGGAUAAAGAAGCUGAACACGUUGAAGAAUCGGUCACUCCUAAGGCUGCUUCUAUCGCUGAGGAUGAUGAAUUGACUAAAUUGGUCAAACUGGAAAUCAGAAAAUUAUUCAUAAACAUGAAAGACGUCAGUAAGAUUAUUCCUACCUUUCAAUCUUCCAAAUCUAUCAACAACUUGACAAAUUUGAUUAGGGAGCAAAACGAGGAGGACUCUGAGAAACCUACCCCUUUGGUAAAGUCUCCAAAGACAUUCAAGCUUUCCAACUACAAGGAUACUGAAAGUCCAGUGAACCAGUUGUUACAAUCAACUAAUGCCGUAGUUGAACAAGAACCACAUGAUGUGGUCCACAGUUACAGUACUAAUACCAUUAAGGAGGAGGAAGAACCCGAA